UAAUUUUGUGUAACUUUUAUAGUGUGAGUCUAUGUAGCUAAUGUACGCUUUUCAAAGCAUAAGUAUUGGUUUCUUUACAAACCCAAUUGCAGGGCAGGGUUGUGAAGACACUUUAUGAGCAUACGCUCAGAAUGGCUUUAUAUCAAAUAAAGGAAAGCGGCACACACUUUAUAUAUGUCAACUAGCUGAUCAGUAUUUGAACUUUGCAGAGCCCGGAAGGAGAUGAAAAUAUUAAGCUCCUUCGGCGAUGUAGUUUUUCUUCCGCAGUUUAAAUAGAAGGUGUCCUGGUGAUAAUUGUACUUGUGUAUAUGUCCUGCGGCAUCAGAAGAUGAUUUCAUGAAUAAGUGAUUGUCACUCAGGAACGGCAGAAGGAACAAUCUGAGCAGAUGGAAACGUGGAUUACCGCUGGGUAUGAACCUUCCCUGCCCGUUACGGAAAAAUCAAACCCUCUGACCAGAGAUAUUGAUAAAGCAGAUGCAAAGCACAUUGUACACUUGCUAAAAAAUUGCGAUGCAGAAAUAUUUAAAAAAGAAUGGGAUGCACAUGAAAGCUACCAGACCCUAUCCAGUGAGUCAGUCAUUCAGAAAAUGAUUCAUCUGGCAAAGAAGGUUGAAGAAAUGUUGAAGGACCCAGAAGAAAGCCUCAUUGUUAUGAGUGGUUGUGGGACUUCUGGUCGUCUUGCUUUUCUGCUGGCGACGUCCUUCAAUGGAUUACUAAAGGAAUUGCAGCAUGAUCAGAUUUAUUCUUACAUCAUAGCUGGUGGAGACAAGGCCCUACUGAUAUCCCAGGAAUCUACUGAGGACAGUCCCCAGAGAGGGGUGGAAAUGCUGAGAAUGGCAUGUGAGGGAAAGAAACGUGUGCUUUUUAUUGGAAUAUCCUGUGGUCUCUCGGCUCCGUUUGUUGCUGGACAGAUAGAUUUCUGUAUGCAUAACCUGAAUGUCUUCACCCCUGUGGUGAUGGGAUUUAAUCCUGUGAAAAUGGCCAGGAAUGAGCCAAUUUGUGGUUGGCCUUUGACUUUCAGGCGAGUCUUGGAAAGGAUGGAGGAGCUGCAGAAAUCCAAUGAGGCCUUCAUCAUUAACCCUGUCCUUGGGCCUGAAGCCAUUAGUGGAUCUUCAAGGUUAAAAGGUGGAAGUGCAACAAAAAUAAUACUGGAGACUAUUUUCUUGGCUGGACAUGAAGCUUUUUUCAGCAGCAAGAACAUUACAGUUCAACAUAUCCUGAAACGGAUGGAAAUUUAUAAAGAAGUGCAUACAGUAACAUACUCUCAGAGUGACAAGAUUGCAUUCCUGGUUCAACAAGUUGGUGAAAGCUUGCAGCAAAGCGGACACGUCUAUUAUAUAGGAUGGAGUUCUCUUGGUGUAAUGGGUGUUAUCGACGCAAGUGAAUGUAUUCCAACAUUCGGUGCAGACAUUGAAGAUGUUCGUGGAUUCAUCUCGAAGGGUUAUGAUGAACUGAAAAACAAUGAAGGGGACUUAUCCUCAGUGGGCCCAGCAUUCCGCAUUGGCCACGUGGAUUUUGUAAACGACGUUUUGCCACAUGUGAGCAAAUCGGACAUCAUAAUCUUUUUGUUUGCACUUGACAAUGACCUUCAUGACAUUGAAACACUGGCUAAUCAGACAAAACUAAAAACCUCAAACCUGCAUGCUGUUUGCCAUGCUUACCCAGAAUUCAGUCUUCCGAUUGAUCUUCAAAAGAUGUUUUCAUCAGUACUGAGUAUUGCCUGGCCUGCUGUGCCUCUUGAGAGUGAAGGUUACCAUAUCAAGCAGGAACUGUCUACCAAAUGGAUUCUGAAUGCCAUCAGCACAGGGGGUCACAUCUUAAAGGGAAAAAUUUACUGCAACUACAUGUUGGAUUUAAAAGUCACUAAUACCAAGCUUUUUAAAAGAGCUGUGAAUAUAUUACAGAAGUUUACUCGGUGCUCACACUCGGAGAGCUUCAAAGCUCUUCUCCAAGCCAUCUAUGAUGUGGAGGAGCUAACAGACGCAAUGGCUGAUGCGGACGUCAUAGAGCACACCAUAGCAGCUAGCACAAGGACAAGGGUUCUCCCGACAGCACUGGUGAUACUGAUCCGGCACUGCUCCGUCUCUGAAGCCAAAUCCAGGCUAGAUGCUCAUCCUGUGAUCAGGGAGGCCGUGGAGGCCUGUCUCGCAGCCUCACAGGGCUAGAUUCCUGCCAAGAAAAAAAUAUAGCAAUGGUAAACUUUGAUUGUGCAACCAAAAUAACACGGCUAUAUUCUUCUGAACCAAGCUGAGUACCAGAUAAAAGAAGAGAUCUGGCAAUAAGCUGAAAAAUAUGAAGUUCUGUGGAGAUACACGAUGGUUAAUAGGUACAGUAGCAUAGAGGUAAAAAAAAACUGCACCAGUGACCAAAAGCUAGCUAAUUCAAAUCCCACAAGGGAGCCACUUGUUUACUUUAGCAUGGUGUUUAACCUGAUUUGCUUGAGUAAAACAGUAGGCAGUACAAUUGCAUGCAUGGGGUUGUAAUCUUAAUUUUGGUAAAAAGCUUAUCCUAAAAAUGUUGUGCCUUGGCCAUGUUCUGCAAGAGUGGUUAAAAAAUUGGUUGGAUGGAAAUCCUAAAUGGGCAAACUGGGGCUUAUUUGUAUUAUUUUAUCAGUUCCCACUAAAUCUGCAUCUAGCUGUGUGGUUUUACGAGUUACAAUUUCUUUAGUACUCCAGUAGCAGCUAAAUUCAUGCUAACAUUUUCUGUUCCCCAACUGAACAAGAGUGAGCUUUUACUGAAAUACUGAAAAAUGCUGCAAAAUGACUUGAAAUUGAUUUCCAUGUAUCAUGUUGCCAUCUCUUGAUUUAGUGGGUUUUAAAGAUUACUGCAUAUUUCUUAAUGAUUAAAAAAGACUUUUCAAACAGCUGUUUAAUUUCAAUACUGUUUUAGCCUGUGAAAGCCAGUCGAUUUCGUCUUGUUUUUCCGACAUCCGUGUCAAGUUGCAGCUGCACCUACAUUCAUCAUAAAUGUGUUUUAUCGUAGCAACACUAAAUCAUCCAUAUAAGAAACAACAGGAGUAAUACCCACCCCCCUUUAGUAAUACAAUAAGCAAGAUCUGCUUGCUCUGGAAUGAGGAACUAAUAACAGUAAGCAUGUUGUUCUGUUUUUGUAAAUGGUAACACUUCCUUGUUUUUUUAUAUGGUUGAAUUAUCAUUGUGCAGUACCUUACUGCCAUUCUGUCCAGUACUUCAACUCUUACUCAGUUCCUGCUCUAGGCAUUUUUACCUGGUGGCAAAACACAUAUUCACAUGCACAUACGUAUUACAGCAUUGCCUCAUGGAUUCUUGGAAUGUCCCUGUCUGUGUUAUUCUGGAGUGAUGCAGUUUUGUUACGCCUACUACAGGUACUUUCCUUAGUCUUACUUUGCGUCACAGCAACUUACUGCCAUUAUGUUAGUGACCAUGUACCCUCCCCCCUUUGUCACUAAAUAAAAGUCAUUGUUUCUUAAAUAUCAUCAAAUGUAGUUCUUAACAUAUUGACUGUAAUAUUUUGUUUGCUGUGAAACCCAUGGUUUCAGAAUUCCUGUAAUGGAGUUUAGUUUACUCCAUACACCUGAAUAGAGACUUCAGCAAAUUAAUUCUUAUUCUCAAUGCGUGCUACAGUAUACUCUGAGAUUCUCUAUAUGAAAAAAAGAUGUUUGGUUCAUCUAAUAAAAGAAAUGAUAGUUAAAUUGCACUUUUAAGUUUACAUUGAGAUUUUUUUUCUUAUUGUCCUGGAGCAACUGUAAACGCAUAAUUUCCUAAGAGAUUAAUAAAGUAUUUUUGAUUGAUUGAA
Brienomyrus brachyistius is the source of this 3774-nucleotide messenger RNA. Its product is annotated as glucokinase regulatory protein-like. The transcript is spliced from 20 exons. NCBI's taxonomy places the organism in Eukaryota, Metazoa, Chordata, Actinopteri, Osteoglossiformes, Mormyridae. The coding region runs from base 387 to 2165 and encodes 592 amino acids. The record is from RefSeq and is a predicted model, not a curated record. Gene Ontology annotation, biological process: negative regulation of glucokinase activity; response to fructose; carbohydrate derivative metabolic process. Gene Ontology annotation, cellular component: nucleoplasm; mitochondrion; cytosol. Gene Ontology annotation, molecular function: carbohydrate binding; enzyme inhibitor activity; enzyme binding.